Messenger RNA from Agrilus planipennis (emerald ash borer), 6385 nucleotides. RefSeq names its product ataxin-1. Gene Ontology annotation, biological process: regulation of DNA-templated transcription. Gene Ontology annotation, molecular function: protein binding; RNA binding. The coding region runs from base 307 to 2175 and encodes 622 amino acids. The record is from RefSeq and is a predicted model, not a curated record. Lineage: Eukaryota; Metazoa; Arthropoda; Insecta; Coleoptera; Buprestidae. The transcript has 5 exons.
UUCCACGGCCAACUUCGUUCGCGCAACAAUGCGCACAACAAACACUUGUCAGUCAGAGUUUGUUAUCCGUUGUAGCUAGAUCGGUUUCGGAAUUUUCUGUUCAAAGCCGGUGGAUCGGUUUCGCGUAAUUCCAAAGGUAGUCUUCCACCAACCAAUUCCUCAGUCCUUCCCAGUACCAUCCAUUUUCGUAUUUUGGUCCAAAGUGUUUUAUUUACUUUUGAGGAUAAGUGCCAUGGAUAUUCCUGAACCACUUCCUUUCAACGUUGUUUACAAUUUGCAGGUGGAAGGUGAUAAGCCCAAAACUCGAUGAUUUCGGCCAGCUUGGAAGGUCGUUUGUCGUACAUGACGUACCCAGAGCCAUGGGGAGGGCCGCCAAAACAGCCCCCAGAAUUCCUUAGGCCAGCACCUAAACCCCUUUCACAAGCAAGCAAAUACAAUGGCGUUACCAUCAGCACCAAUGCAAACGGUGCCAGACUUCUUACGUCCCAGCGGCCGACGGUCGGGAAAUACCCGUCGUCAACCACGACAGCACCGGUCAAUUUGACCUCUUCCUCGCAACAAUCGCCGCUAAAAGAGGAACCAGUCGAUGAUCUCGCGUAUAACGCGUAUUCGCGGUUAUUUCCUCCGCCACCGCACACUUUCGCGCAUUAUCCGUCGCCGUACGCGAUCUAUCAGUCUCCAUACACGCCGUUGCUUCCACGUAAUUUUGCACCACCGCCACCUUUGUCGCCGCUCGAAACACCACCGUACACUCCCACAACACCGUCGGUCGCAGCAACAACGGGAGCAACAUUUUUGUCUCCUUCCGCCACCUUCAGUCCACCUGUGCUAUCAAAAACAAGUCCGCAACAACAACAGCAACACCAGCAGCAGCAACAUGGAACUGUGGUGGUCACAUCCACAUCGGCAUCCUCUCCUGGUUUUAAAAUACCUUCUGGGAAGGAAGGAUCACUUAAACAUCGGAUACUUACCAGACCUGGGGAUAUCCCGAAAAGCGUUACAAGUUUGCAAAAAACAUUGUCCGUGGCCGACUCCACGCCAACCCCAGCUUAUCAUCAUUCGGCGCGCGUGUCUCCUCAGCUGCCGUCCGUUCUGCCUGAAGUGUCGGCGACGCCCCAUAAUCGUAAGCGGCUUUCGGCCGCGUUUUCGCCACCAAGUUCUCCGGCUGCCACCACGAAACCGCUUCUGACUAACAAUAUCGCGUCGGCCAACAACAAUGUACUUCCGAUAAAUAGUUUCGUUAAGGGCGCUCUGAUUCAACUCGCGAACGGUACUUUACGACGAAUCGAGGAAAUGCAAACGGAAGAUUUCGUUCAAUCGGCAGAGAAAAGCGCAGAAUUGAGACUCGCCGACAGUACCGUCGUCAAAAUUGAGGAGACUCCUAGCGCCGGAACAGUCACCAUCAAGCUGAGCUACAACCAGAGACGUGCACAGGUGGAAUUCGAGAGUGCCGCUGAGCAUCCAUUCUUUGUGUAUGGUCGUGGUUGGGCAUCGUUCGCACCAGAACGUACCUUACAAGUAUUCGGACUGAAAGUUCACCGCCUCCAGGUGGGUGACGUAUUGAUCUCUCUUACCCCUCGGGAACCUAGCUGUAGCAGCACUUCUUUCUCUUCCUCCUCCAUAAUAACAACCGCGACGACGACAGCUCCAACGCCGCGACAAUUCCAACAGCAUCAACAAUCUUCAGCCAACAUUCACAUGUUACAUCAUCAUCAUCAUCAACAACAACAAGGCAACAGUAGCAGCACAAACGCACCAACGCCGAUGACUGUAAGCAUCAGUAGCAGUAACAGCAGCGGCGGUCAUCAACCCGGUUACAGUCACAAUUCGCACUAUCAUCUGACCGGUAACAGUGGUAGUUCAAACAGUAGCAGCAAUCUUCUUAAUUUGGUUAUCAGUAAUUCGAAUAAUAAUAACAACGUGAAACCAAUGAACAGCAGUUGUUCGAAUUAUUAUCACAUGAACGCUUCGAACACUCACUUGAGUGGUUCGCACUCGUACAUAAUGAGUAAUCAGAGACUGUCGAACAGCCAUUCUCAGCCAAAUCAGACCGUUUCGGAAUUGAUCGAGUCUGAUGCGUCCAAGAAGAGAAGGUGGUCGGCACCGGAUGAAAUCUGUGAUGAUGAUGAUGAACUACAGACUUCUUCGUCUUCUAAAAAGGUUAAGUUGCAAUAGUUAGAAACACGAGCCAAAGUUGUACUAUACGUUAUAGAUGAUGAUGAUGAUGAUGAUGGUUGUACAUGAAUUAUUAUUUGUUAAUUAACUGUGAGAAUGUGGUACAGAUUUUUCUUUUUUCUUCAAGACAAUGGCCACGACGAGGUCUGAACGAUUUCUAAGUAUUUCUUUUUCAGUUUCGGUUGUUUUUUUAUUUGAGAAAAACAGUUCUCUUUAAUUAGUACAUGCAUAAAUAUAGGUAAAUACAGUUAGUUAUUUUAUUAAUGGAGUUCUUCACCAAGUGUCGCUUAUAUCAGAUGUUGAUCAAUAACUUCUUGUUGUACUGCUGGCAUUCUGUAUAAAUGUUCCACACUCAAAACUGCCACAUUUCUAUAUAUUAUAUAGGAAACGGAAAGGAAACGAUGUGAUUAAAAAACGGUAGAGGCCGAGAUGCUGUGCUGGCAGGGUUAAUUAAUUACUAAUAAUAGUUGGGAUUUACAUGACAAUAUUGGCUGUAGAUUGAGUCGAGUGGGCCAUUGCGGGACCCUACACUCCCUCGCCGUGGUUUACGUAACUAAUUUUUUGGAACGACUAGAGUAUUAAUGAUGAGUGAUAUAUUAUAAAUUCUUACUACCACUUGCAUAAAUCACCUUUCGAUGGCUUUUGUUAUUUCAAUCUACGUUACGUACAUCCCGUUUUUUGGUGCCUUACAGUUUCUCUUUCCAUGUUGAUUUUUGUUGUUGCGAUCUUUUCGACUUAUCGAUUAAGGGUUCACUCUUCCAAAACCGUUUUCUCUGCUAAAUCAUUAUGAUUGAUUUAUUAGCAAAAAGUUGCAUUUCAACUACCUUAUGCAUAUAAGGAAGUGAGAUUAAACGAAUAAAAUUUGUUUAGAAAACAAAAUUUACUUCAACUCGUAACGAAUGACGUUUUGUAGAUUGAAAUAACGGACCGCAGGGUGAUUUGUGGAAUUUCGAUCUCAAGGGAGUCGUGUGAUAGAAUGCUUUUAAUGUUUAAAAAUAAAUUCUCAAAGAUCUGUAUUUUAUUAUUUUCUAUUGUGUAUUUUCAUAAUCGAUAUGAAUGUAAAAUCGAUGCAUGAACUGAUUUAGGUAGAAAGUAGUGAAAGUUACUUAUUACUUUUUAGAGUAUUCAAUAGGGUUGAGUCGUGUCGAUAGUUUCAACAACCUUGAUAUUGUUUAUUAUUAUCAUUAUUAUUAUUAAUAAUAUUAUUAAUUAUUAAUAUUACAUAUUUGCUUUUUAAUGUUGUAUAUUUUUAAUUUCCAUGUGAAUUUUGGCUGUGAUAUAGUAGUGUGUGGUGAAAUGUCGCUUCCCUCCUAUAAAAACAAUCACACAAAAAUGAAGAAAACGAGAAUCCGUGUGAACCAUACACAAAUACGUUAAUUAAUAACAGUUGAAAAUGACGAUACAACAUAUAGGUGCAAUUAAAAAAAACCGUCGUAUUACCUCACAGUGCUUGUAUAACCAGUCGUGGUUGUUUGAAGUUUCAAUAAAUACAUUGCUUUUCCGGGAACGAAGAUAGUAAUUUUUUUAAAGUAAUGGGGGCUGUUCAUAAACCAUAAGGGUUUAGUCACUUUUGACCUUCGUCCCCAAUUGGUCUCCUUGGACCUCCUGCCUACUAGAACAACGUAAUCUUUGUAACAGUUUUGGCCCAAUUUCGUUUUCCUCUCUUCUCUGGUAGUUUGCAAUGUACAUGACUCGGAGUCGAGACAGAAACGAACCUGGACAAAGCCGGAACCGGGACAAAAACGGAACCAAAAAUUUCUACCCUUAAAUUUACUUCCAAGUAUGUUUUCAUUUAAAUUUAGGAACGUCAAAAAUAAAAAAAUAUUCAUUUUUAAUAACAAUGAAAGCAUUUUCUUUCCCGGCAUAUGAUUAAUAAUAAUCUUUUACAAAAGCCUUCCUUCCUCCCUUACGAAGUUUUAUGGACAGCCACCAUGUAGCAAUGGUGAUCAACCAGAUUCGAUCAUUUCAGAAUAACAGUAUUUUUUAGGGGCUGUUCUUAUCAUUUCGUUAUAACUUUAUUUUUAUUUUAUUAAACUAAUUGAAACGUUGAAGAAAGACAAUAUGUAUUUUCAAAAAUGGAGAGGGUGAAAUAAUGCAAAAUGAAACUUAUUAUUAUUAUUUUAAGUACCUAGGGGUAGCGUAUUUACAGAAUUAAUUAAAACAUUCUUUAAUCACAGAAAUCAAACAUAAUAUCUCAUUCUUUUAUAUUGCCUUUUGGUUUAAUUAAUACAGUACUUAUUAUGAAGGGUUGAAAUGCUAAUUAAUGAAUCAAAUCGUUAAGUAUUGCAACAAUUUCUUAACAUAAUACCAUUCGAAUUUUACAUUAAAUAAAAAUGUAUGUACGUAUGGUCAAUUUUUGUUUGUUUACUGUUAGUUGAAUUGUUUCAAAGAUGACUGGUUUUAUAAUGAUAACAGUUUAUGUGAUCGAAUACUGAGUUGAUAAAUAAAUAAUAAAUUCAGUCGUAAAAUGUAAAUGUUUGCGUAUGUUUCUAUUUUAAGUACUAAAGUUCUUUAGAACGUUGUUAUAGACUAAAUUUUCAGUUUUGAUGUUCGCAGUAAGUGUUUACAAUGAAGUGAAUCUUUAUCGAAAAGUAAACAUUUGAAAAUAUUCCAUAAUUCGUUGAUAAAAACGAUAUUUUACUAUUAAUUGGAUAGAUAGUUUAACAGAAAGAGGCGCCCAGAUUGCAUUAAAAUAUAUUUUUUAUCGACCUAUACUCCUAAUAACGUCACAACAACACUGUUACUUUUUCAUUAGAGAUUAGAGUUGGUUGUAAUAAUAGUUACGUUUUGCUUUUAAAUUGCCAUCCUUAUAGACGCUUUCUUGUGUUUAAUUUCUAAGCGAAUUGGUACAAUUACAACGUAAAGGUUUUCUAUGGAAGGUGAUGGGAUAAAUGGGCGAUUUCAAAGUCAAACAAUUCAUUGGUUUCUAAUCAUCAAAUCAAAUUUUGUCAAAUUAUUCAAAGCAAUGUUCGGUUUGCUCAUUUCUUCAAGUUGGACGAUUGACUUUGGUUACAAGCCGUUGUUUCAAUGGAUUCAAUUCUUCGAUCCAAUUGUCCAAUUUCUGGAUUCGACGAUUUACGUAUUUUCGAUAAUUCCCAUUUUUUGGUUUAUCAAUUAAGCCCUUUCUAAUCUCAAGCUAAUUUUCUCGAACUUAUUAAAUUAUUAUUGAUUGUAAUCGUUCCAGCGUUGUCAGUUCGAGCACUCGAUUUUCAAUCUUCUGAUCCGUUCUUUGACGUCCCAUUUAAUAAAAUUCAGUUAAUUAUCAUUUAUACAUCAAAAGAGAUUACUGUUUGAUGUGAGAAAAAUAAGUUUAGCAAUUAAUGAGUUAUUUGAUUUUAAAGUUGUCCAUUUAUUCUAUGCAUCACCCUCUGUAAUAUUGGUGCUAAACUAUAAUACAUAGUUUCGUUUCUUUCCUAGGCAGAGUCUAAAAUGAAAUAAUCAAAAUGAAAUUGUAACUGGGUAUUUUUUAUACAUGCAGUUUGCAAAAUUAAAUUAAUUUUAUAUUAUACAAGGUGAUUGGUGAUUGAAUCAAACGAAAACCACGGUAUUGAUCAUGAAAGAAUAUAUACAAUGUAUAGCGUUACCAACGUGUAUUAAUAACAUUUAAUUUAUUGAUUAUCCUAUAAUUUUUUAAUCAGUUUUCUGGCCCUCUAAGCGAAAACAACAAAGUUUCGUUCGUGCUUAAGGCAUUUUUUAAAUGUUUAUACACAAGUUCUGGUUCUGAUUUUGAUUAAGUUGAGUUAGUGGUCAUGUCUUUCAAAUAUAUCUACAAUUAUUUCACAUUUCCGGCUUCAUUACCAAUCACGCUGUAUGUAUGUAUGCAUAUUAUUAUUAUUAUAUAACUUAUGACUUUCCGAAAUGGUUUUUUUUUGCCCAUAGGAGUAAAAAUUACAAAGAGAUUCGCACUACAUAUUGUAUGGCCAACUUCCGUAUUUUGUACAUUUUAUGUUAAUUAAUUAUUUUUGUUUUAAAGUAAUAAUCAUUGUACUGACAGUGUGUUUUGCUGGUCAACAGGGACGAACAUGAUUAAGUAAGUGCCUUGAGGUAGAUACAAAAAUAAUGUCUGCCCUUUAGUUUUUAUCAGUGCUUGUAAUUGUACAGAUGUGUUAUUUUAUGGAUAUAUUAUAUAUGUACAGUGUGCCAUUGUCGAUAUGUUCAAACUGAGGCCGGAUGGCGGUGCAGUCAAUAAAUAAAGUAUAUAUGUAGCUCA